Messenger RNA from Dissoconium aciculare CBS 342.82, 2075 nucleotides. RefSeq names its product ankyrin. The transcript has a single exon. Gene Ontology annotation, biological process: regulation of barbed-end actin filament capping. Bases 323 to 2011 code for a protein of 562 amino acids. Gene Ontology annotation, cellular component: nucleus; cytoplasm. Gene Ontology annotation, molecular function: protein binding. The record is from RefSeq and is a predicted model, not a curated record. NCBI's taxonomy places the organism in Eukaryota, Fungi, Ascomycota, Dothideomycetes, Mycosphaerellales, Dissoconiaceae.
CUCAACAUGAUAUGCCUGGCAAUAAUUGGUCUAUCGCGGUGAUGUGCACUGCGCGGCUGUGACUCACGCAGGCUGGUAUGGGUAGGCCUAAAGAUAGGCCGUCUCAUCAAUGAGCGACGUAGUUCACUGCGCUUCAAGUUGCUCGUCGUACCUCGAUCGUCUCAUUUUGGCCCGUAAUGAAAUGUGGACGCAGAACAUGCUUUAAAGCUUCGGACCCGAUCUUGCGCUCAUAACUCGUCCUUUAUCAGUCUUCAAAAGUUGACACUGGUUGAAUGCACCGGGGCCCAUAUACGGGGCACCGACUUCACUUUCAAGAUCUACAAUGGACGCCGAAUUGUGUGCCGAAGACUGCACAAUGGCUCAGGACCCGUCCGGUUGGGACUCGCCUAGACCGAGUCCUGGAGUCUUGAAGUUCGGCGAUGAGCCUUUGAUUACCGAAGGGAAUGAUCCGAAACAGGUCAAAUUGUUGCUGGAACAAGGAUGCGUCAUAACUCCAUCAGCGAUCCUUGCCGCUUGUUACCAAUCUGAGUCCGACACUCUAAUUCUACUCCUGGACCAUGAUUCUCCUGGGCCGAAUGCCAGACCAGAAGCCAAGCUCAUGGGUGCCUCACUCGCAUGCAAGGACUUGCCGAGCUCUGACGUCGCUCUACUCCUGAGACGGAAAGACAGUCAGUACUAUCCUCUUCACUUUGCUUCAAUCGGCAUGCGCAGUGAAUUUAAGGAGGGUCAUCGCGCGACAAUGAACGUGCUACUUCGAUACAAGCCUGACCUCUUCGCCGAAUUUCUGCAGCCUCUCUGGUAUGACGCGGAUGAUCGUCCGGGGGCAUACAUGAGUGACGUGGGUGAGCUGGUAUGUGUUGAAUCGGAUUCAGAUGACGAAUGGUACGAGCUGUCCAGCGAUGGCGAGAUGCCCAAGAUUGAGACCAAAUACGCCGCUCGCUCCCUGUUCCACGUAAUGCUCGAAGAUGGAGCACUAGUGGAGCCUAUCCUGAAUUGCGACGGGCUUGAUUUUGACGUGAAUCGAAGAGAUCCGCAAGGGCGUACUCUUAUGCACUCCGUGUGCAGGAAUGCUCUUGGCGCCGACGUGCAUGCGGACGUUGAAUCCUACGAAAUACGGGAACCAAUCGAUGGAAGAUUCAUUGCAAAUGAAGGUACCGGACCGUCAUUGUUCGAAAUCUUCCAUCGACGAGGCGGCGACCUCCAAGCUCGCGAUUACAGAGGAAAGAAUGUAUUACAUCACCUGCUCGAAGCGCGUUCUCUUCGCUACGAAAGAGCGCAGCCGCCGUUCAUCUAUAACACCUUCAAAUACAUCUUACAACAUCUUCCAGAACUUGUCAACAGCCCGGACAAUCAUGGCACAUAUCCACUCCACGCUGCGCUGAACAGAGUGCGCGAGAUCACUUUCCCGACCGUGUGGCAGAAGUUCUCUCCUAUUGAACAGGUUGUAAAAGACCUACUGGAUGCUGGUGCCCGGCCGCUAGAGAUUGACAGUCGCGGCAACACCGCCCUUCACUACCUGGCUGACAGCGGCCUCGGCGAGAGGACUGAUCGCGAGCCGCGCCGAGCGCUUUUCCGGUUCUUCUGUGAAGCAGGUGUCGACGUUAACGCACGCAACCACAAGGGUCGGACAGCGAUAGAACUCUUCCUCGACAACCACAAGGUAAAUGAGGCCACUUUGGACGUGUUGAUGUACCUCAAAGAUGACAACGGCGGGCCAAGGGUUCAGAUCGAAGACGAUCUUCUUGAACUGUUCGAAGCAAGUGGAGCAAGAUGGACAGACGUUGAUCCGAAGGGACAGACUCUCCUACAUUGGGUCGCGAGGCACAAUCCGUGGUAUGUGCGGUCGAGAGCAUACUACCUGCUCAAGAGAGGUGUCGAUCCGAGAGCGAAGGAUAAGAAGGGGAGGACAGCUCAGGACGUGGCGGAGGCUGCAGGCAAUAAUACUGUGGCUGCGGUGCUGAGAGGAUGGCUGGUGCGUACUGCUAAGAGCCAAAUGGCAGACCAAGCGUGAAUGGGGGAUUUGUUCGCGUCAUUGGUAGCUAGACGAUUUCCUGAUUGCAAACGCCUUUUGUUUG